Messenger RNA from Cololabis saira (Pacific saury), 3216 nucleotides. RefSeq names its product sorting nexin 19a (gene snx19a). Gene Ontology annotation, molecular function: phosphatidylinositol binding. The coding region runs from base 78 to 2777 and encodes 899 amino acids. NCBI's taxonomy places the organism in Eukaryota, Metazoa, Chordata, Actinopteri, Beloniformes, Belonidae. The transcript is spliced from 12 exons. Gene Ontology annotation, cellular component: early endosome membrane; intracellular membrane-bounded organelle. The record is from RefSeq and is a predicted model, not a curated record.
UGGUGAAGGAGGACGCUGCACGGUUGAAUUCACUUUAAUGUUCUCCGAUUCAGGAUGUAAUCUUCCCAGCGCCUGCUAUGCCGUCCUCCAAGAGCUCGGGUCCCUGGACCUUGUCGGAGAUGUUCGGGCAGCGGAAGCUGCUGGGCGUCGGGGCCCUGCUGGCGUGGCUCUUCCUCUUCCACCUCCUGGUCAACGUGUGGCUCCUGUGCGUCUUCACCAGCCUCCUGGUGGUCCUGGGGGGCUGGCUGGGGUCCCGGGCGGCGCUGGACGCCAACAGCCUCCUCCACCUGGAGCACUUCCUGCCCCUGGGCGACGCCCACCCGCCGCCGCCGUCGCCCGAGCACGAGUGGAGGCUGAACCACGAGAUCCAGAGCGCCGUGCACAAGGCGGUGCGCGACUUCGUGUCGUCGUGGUACCGCGCCCUGCUGCCGGGGGAGGAGGGCGAGUUCGAGGGCGUGGUGCGGAGGUCCAUGCUGGCCUCGGUGAUGGAGCUGAAGGAGCGGGCGCGGCGGGUGGACCGCACGGCUCUGGUGCGGCGGCUGCUGGAGCUGUACGGCCGCCACCUGCAGAGCUACAUGGCGGCGAGGCAGAUCCGGGCGACCCGCAGGGAGCGGCCCGACCUCUGGCAGCUCUACCGGGACGUGGAGACCCCUCACCCGGCCGUCAGCUCUCCAGCCGCCGAGCUCAACUUCUCCAGGGCUCUGGUGGACCUGGUGCUGCACACCCUGGUGCCGUACCCGGAGAUGGAGACCCGGACCGGGGCGUACGUAGUCACGGAGCUCAUCACCUGCAACGUCCUGCUCCCGCUCAUCAGCCGGGUGUCCGACCCGGACUGGCUCAACCAGACCAUCGUGGACGUGGUCACCAAGUCCAGGGAGCCGCAGGAAGCCGAGGUGGACGAGGUGGACGAGCCCCCGGCCGAGCCGCUGUACCGGUGCCAGACCCUGCAGGAGUCCUGGUCCACCUGCAGGUCCCAGUCCUCCUCCGACGACGACCCGACGGGCUUCAGCAGCAUCAGCACCUCGGACCUGGAUGACCUCCAGAGCCAGAGCGCCAUCUCGGGCUCGGACCCGUCCCAGGACAGCAUGCUCAGCCUGCUGUCGACCGAGCAGAGCUGCUGUCGGCUCUCCUCAGGCCGCUACUCCCAGGCCUCGGCCUCCAGAAUCAUCUCGGUGGACUCCAUCGCCCAGUCGGACUCGGAGGAGGACCUGGCGGGACGGUUCUGUGAGUGUGGUCCUACCACCAACUUCUGCAACCUGCUCAUGCUGAGGGACGACGAGCCGUCCGGGUGUUUCGGCACGCUGAGGCAUCUGGGCCCGAAGGCGGUGGUGCCGGAGGACCCGCCGUGGCCGGCAGACGCCGCCCCGGACAGAUCCCCGGCGUGCAGCCACAAGAAACUCUCCCUGAACUCCUACAACUUCGACUCUUCCAGCAACGCGGGGGCUCACGUCAACAUCCAGAAGGUGGAGAUUUCCGGCACCGUCAGUGUGAAGGAGCAGCGCAGCGCAAGCACGCACCCUUACACGCUGUACACCGUGAAGUUUGAGACGGCGGCGGAUAACAGCCCACAACCAGCAGCCCGCCACACCGUCAACCGCAGGUACAGCGAGUUCCUCAACCUGCAGACGCGUUUAGAGGAGAAGCCGGACGUCAGGAAGUUGAUCAAGAAUGUCAAAGGUCCCAAGAAGACGUUUCCCGACCUCCCGUUCGGGAGUCCGGACAUGGAGAAGGUGGAAGGCCGUAAGAGCCAGCUGGACGCGUACCUUAAGCAAUUAAGCAGCAUUCCCGAGACAGCCAACAGUGAGGACAUGCAGGAGUUCCUGGCCGUCAACGCAGAUGUUUGCACGUAUUUUGGAAGGAGAGCAUCCUGCAAAUCCAGAAUCGACAAGAUGAUGGAAAAUGCCAUGGACACUUUGAGGACAGCUUUCCCUCAUCCUGACCUCCUCAGCCCGACGGAGGACAUGGACGCAGACGCUGAGGGGAGAGCGAUGGACAGCAGGAAGUACAGGAGGCUGUUCUCAACCAAAAUCUCCCCAUCUCUCAAUAUAUCGGACCUCCAUCCCAAAGUGACAUACUGUUUCAGUGAAGGCAACACGGUUCUGAAUGGCACGUCGCUGUCGGGCCUGGAGAGCUUCAUCAGAGAGCAGGAAAGACUCUUAUGUGAACCCAACGAGUCGGAAAAGGCCAAGCCGAGCUACGACCUGCAGCGCAGAGACAAUAAGCUGCCAGGAAAGCCUCCCGGGACAGACACAGCUGUGGCAGAUGUGGCUCUGAACAUCUUGUGUCUGCUGAUGAAGGAUCAGUGGAGCUGGCUGUGCACAGAAAACAUACAAAAGGCCAUCCGGCUCCUCUUUGGCACCUUCAUCGAGCGGUGGUUGGAGGUCGGCGCCGCCCACCUGACCAGCGCCCCCUGCUGGGUGAUCUACCUGCAAGUGCUGCAGGAAGCCGUGUGGCCCGGGGGCACGUUGCCCGCUCAGCCCAGGCCUGAACGCAGCGCCGCAGAGCGAGAGGAGACCAAACAGCAGUGUCUGAACUGCCUGAUGCAGCUGCUUCCUGAGCUCAUCGCUGACAUGCUGGGCAGUGAGAAGUACCGGCUGAGCUUGGAGACCAUGCUGGAGUCUCUACAGGACCAUCAGAUCAACAAGCAUCUGAUCUUCUGCAUCUGUGACCUGCUGCUGGAGUUUCUGAUCCCCGAGUCGUGCGAUGAAGACUUCCAGAGAUCGCUGCUGCAGAGUCUGGCUAAGGACACGGAGAGGGACGGUCCUCACGCGCCAUGAUAUAUGCUCAGACACAUUUGUUUUUUUUACCGCGCAUAUUCAGAGCCUGCAGGAUUCCAGGGGGUACAAAUGUUUCAGCAGCGAAAAAGCUGAGGACAAUCAUCACACUGGGAUCAAAUCCUCGAUGGUUUACCCUUCCUGGUGGGCAGAUCCAGUGAGAAUGACUUUCUCCCACCAGGGUUGGGGUUAACUGGGUUUAAAGGUCUACUAAAGCCAUUUCUCCACAGCAUACUUUGUACUGAUGACUUCACUUCUCCUGUCAGAAGGGAAAAAGAGUUGUUCUGCACAGUUUUUCUCUAGUAUCGUCCUUUUAUUAUACUGAAUGAAGUGAAAUUCAUCUAAAACGUUCAUGUAACAGUUGUCUUUUUCUUUGUUCCCUCUUUCAUUUUUUUUUUUUUUUUACAAAUGAACAGAAAGGCCAACGUCAACUCAGUUUGAU